Molecule: messenger RNA, 1902 nt
Organism: Leptidea sinapis
Lineage: Eukaryota; Metazoa; Arthropoda; Insecta; Lepidoptera; Pieridae
Product: angiotensin-converting enzyme-like
Exons: 8
Coding region: 30-1679 (549 amino acids)
Biological process (GO): proteolysis
Cellular component (GO): plasma membrane
Molecular function (GO): peptidyl-dipeptidase activity; metallopeptidase activity
Source: RefSeq, a predicted model, not a curated record
UAGUAGGAGAGCAAGAUGUAGAAAGGCUAAUGAAGUUUUCGAAAAAGGAAUCGGUUCUACGUUGGCUGUGGUUAGAAUGGCGGGGAAACAUGAAACAAAUGAGGUUGCCAUAUUUGCAAAUGGUGGAUGUCGAAAAUAAGGGAGCUAAGCGAAAUGGCUAUAAAGACAUGGGUGAAACUUGGCGCGAUGAACUGGAAAUGCCAAAUUUAAGAAAGCAGUGCUACCAGCUCUACGAAGCCAUUUUGCCGUUAUACAAAUUGUUACACGGCGUCGUCAGAUAUUGGUUACGGGAGUAUUACGGUGAAAUUGUUCCCAAAUAUGGUCCAAUCCCAGCGCAUUUACUAGGUGAUUUAUGGUCCCAGGACUGGGCAGCAUUGGCCGAACUAAUCUUACCAACGACAAUAAACUUGGAUGAGCGUAUAAAAAAAUUAAACUGGACCGCGGAACAUUUGGUGAGAAGAGCUGAGGAUUUUUACCUAUCCCUGGGACUGCCGUCAAUGACAGACUCAUUCUGGCGGGAAUCGAUAUUCUCUCGCUUGAACAACUCUAUUCGUUGUCACGGGACUGCGGCAGACAUGUUUAAAAAUGGCGACUAUAGAUUAUUGUAUUGUUUCAACACGACAAUUAACUUUGAAGAUUUGUACGUAAUUCAUCAUGAAAUGGGACACAUACAAUAUUUUAUGGCAUAUAAAAAUCAACCCGGAUUAUUUCAGCAAGCAAACACAGCUUUACAUGAAACAAUAGGUGAUACAGUAAUGCUUGGAGUGAACACACCACAACAUUUGCAUAGACUUGGACUUAUCAAUGAUAAUGAACUAUUCGAUAAUAACUCAGAAUUAUUUUAUAAAAACAUCGAUAAACAGCUACUAACCAGAUAUAAAGAACAGAAUAUAUUUAAUGUUAAAAAUAGCCAAAAUCCGCUGAAUACUGGCAAUAAUCUGAAUGAAGAAAGUAUUCAAAAAUAUGAAUCGACUAAGAUAAUUCCAACAGUUAGUUCAUUCGAUAAUGGAAAUGAGUAUUCUGAAAUGAAAACUAUGGGUUGGAAAAUUGUAAGAAAUUCCAAUGAUAAAGAAUCUGCAAAUUCAAAUAAGAGGUUUAACAGAAAUGAUAUUGACGUUAAAAUAUCAACAGACGAUAUUCUAAUGCUCAAGCAUGCUUUAGGCAAGAUACCGCAGAUACCAUUUGCACUUGUUUUAGAAGAGUACAGAUGGAGAUUAUUUGCGGGUGGAUUGGGUUCAAUAAAUAAUGAUUUUUGGAAGUUGAGUCGAGAGUUGCAAGGAAUAGACCCUGCUGCAAUGAGAGGAGAGGAAAAUUUUGAUGCUGGAGCUAAUUACCACGUAGCUGAUAAUGUUCCAUGUGCGAGAUACUUCUUAAGUAAUUUCCUGCAGUACCAAAUAUUCGAAAAGCUUUGCAAAUCAGUGGUGAACGGACGAAGAAAUGCAGAGUCACUACCAAACUCUAUACCACUAUAUAGAUGCGAUAUAUAUGGCUCAAAAAUCGCAGGGAAAAUACUAAAAGAUAUUAUGUCGCGUGGGUCAUCACAGCAUUGGCAAGAUAUACUCCAGGAGGCAACUAAUAUAGACGCGGUAUCAGCCAACAGUAUUAUAAACUACUACACACCUGUUUAUAAGCUACUAAAUCGUAUAGUAAAUAAAUAUAACAUACACAUAGGCUGGUAGCUCAUACUCAUAUAAGGCUGCAUGUCCACUGACGCGGAGAACAGAGAAGUAGAACGGAGCUGUGCAAAUUUUGACAUAGUAAAUACAAAAAUGUAUACUCCGCAAAAUCUAAUCAAUGGUAACUUCGGAAAAAUAAAUUCUGUGGUUUUAUGAAAUUAGUGAAAGAUUUUUUUACAAAAUAUGUCGAUAAUAAUAAUAAUGCUGUUAAUUUGUCUCAAUGAUA